This is a messenger RNA of Sclerotinia borealis F-4128, 1206 nucleotides long. NCBI's taxonomy places the organism in Eukaryota, Fungi, Ascomycota, Leotiomycetes, Helotiales, Sclerotiniaceae. The record is from the annotation of a GenBank genome assembly.
AUGUCUCCCUCUCGUACACUUCCAACCCUCACGCAGGCUGAGGUCGCUUCUCAUAAUUCCGCAGAGAGUUGCUAUGUCACAAUGGGUACAAGGGUCUUUGAUGUUACAGAUUUUGUCGACAGCCACCCGGGCGGGGGUGAAUUGGUAUUAGAGUACGCCGGCAUGGAUGUAACAGAGAUAUUGAAGGACGAGCCCUCGCAUACACAUUCCGAAGCAGCUUAUGACGUUCUUGAGGACUCUUUUAUCGGAUUCGUUGCUACAAAUAAGAUUAUCGAUACAGCUACCAAAAGUACAAAACCAAAUACUAUCGUUCCACUUCCACCAACACAAGAAGGCUUGAAGGAAUUGAAAGAGAAUGGAUCCGCAAACUCUCCACCGGUUUAUGCCAGUACUGGCAUGUCUACGGAAGAAGAUCUAAACAAAGAGACGGAUCUCACAAAUGAUUACAAGACACACAAGUUUCUCGACUUAAACAGACCAUUAUUGAUGCAAAUUUGGCGUGGUGGGUUCAGCAAAGAGUUCUAUCUCGAACAAGUUCAUCGACCCCGUCAUUAUAAGGGAGGAGAAUCUGCACCUCUUUUCGGAAAUUUCCUUGAGCCUCUGUCAAAGACAGCUUGGUGGGUUGUACCUAUGGUUUGGGUUCCACCUGUAGCCUAUGGUACAUAUCUCGCUAGCGAAGGGUUUGAUAACAUCGCUGGUGAAGCGGCAUAUUGGUUGUUCGGUCUUUUCCUUUGGACCUUAGUUGAAUAUGUUUUGCAUCGAUUCCUCUUCCAUCUCGAUAAAUGGCUCCCAAGCAAUCGAGUAGCACUUACUCUUCAUUUUUUACUUCACGGCAUCCACCACUAUUUACCAAUGGAUAAAUACCGAUUAGUUAUGCCUCCUACCCUCUUUAUCGUUCUUGCAACUCCUUUCUGGAAGCUUGCGCACACUGUGUUUUAUUGGGACUGGUAUGUGGCUACGGCAGUGUUCUGCGGAGGAAUCUUCGGCUACAUCUGUUAUGAUUUGACACAUUACUUCCUUCAUCAUCGCACAUUGCCUUCCUACUGGAGACAAUUGAAGAAGUAUCACCUUCAACAUCACUUCAUGGAUUACGAAAACGGAUUCGGGGUUACCAGUCGAUUUUGGGAUUGUGUCUUCGGAACUCAACUCACACCUGCGCCGAAGACUGAAACCAUGAUCAAUAACGGUGUGUUUGAAAUGAUUUGA